UCUAGAGAGCAGCAAUGAGAUAGGAAGAGACAGUCACAGAGAGAGAGAGGAGACAGAAAGAGAGGAGCACGAGCGAGCGGAGAGAGCAAAGAGAGAGCAGUGAGAGAGAGCGAGAGAGAGGGGGGGAGAGAGAAAGAGAGAGAGACAGAGAGAGCGAGCGCAGAGAAAGAGAGGGGCACAGUUUGCUCCUGCAGCGCUGCAAGGACAGACUCCACUGACAGAGGAGGGGACACACACACAGCCCAGCCUGAAGAGAGACAUGUCUACAUAACAGGACCAUCAGCACACUAAUCAUUUCUGGACACUGACAGCAGCACAGAACACAAAUAGAUGCCAAGGACUAGCACCUCAAAACAACCUCACCCUCACAGAGAGGGAGGUCACAUUUUGAAGGUGGAACAGUUUGAAGACGGACACGGUAAAGGAAGACAUUUGUUCUGGAAGAGACCAACCAAAACAGGAGUAAUCAACAGUAUCAUCUCCUCUCUGCGAUCUAUCUCUUGGAAGUGAAAAGGAGAGACUUUACAGUACAGGGCACUGGGCUGUGCUGCUCUGCCUUCAACACUCAUACCCUUCUGUGCCGCUACUGCUGUUCCAAACCAGGCUACAUCAGACAGAGGUACGCUGAACUGAGCAGCUCUGCUCUACACUCUAGCUAGCUGUACUGCACUGACUGACUGGUUGACUGACUGACCAUGAGUGAGUCGAAGAAGGGUGAUCUGGCUAUCCGGGAUAAAGCCAUCCUGGGCCAGCAGAGGCGUCUGAAGCAGGCCACCCAGUUCACACACAAAGACUCAGCCGACCUGCUGCCCCUGGAUGGGCUCAAGAGACUGGGCACCUCCAAAGAUCUGCAGCCCCACAGCAUCGUGCAGCGCCGCCUCAUGGCGGGAAACAUCACACAGCUGCGGGGCGAGGCCCGCGUGGGGAGACCCUCGCCCCUGGUCGACAGCAAGGAGGGGGGCGCCGGCGACGCAGAGGAGAAGAGCGAGAGCACGGCUGACGACUCCACGGAGGAGAGCGAGAGGAGCCUAGAGACGAGGUCGGACGAGGAGGAGGACAGCAGCGAGGCCGGGGGGAAGACAAGCAGCACGGCGGGGAACGAUAAAACAGAGGAGGGGAGGAAGGAGAGGCCUCUCACUACCCUGCUGGUCCAGUGCAAGUGCUGCGACACUGAGGUGAAGGCUUCCAUCAACACCGGGAGUCAACACAACCGCAUCUCCAGCUCCUGCUGCAGGAGGCUUGGAUUGGUUCCCACCCAGGAAGGUCCACCCUGUGAGCAGACAGAAGGCCAGGGCUCUGUGAGGGGCCUGCAGCUGCAGCUGGGCAGACAGAGUGUCCAGUGCUCUGCCCACGUCACUGAGGAUGAGGUGUUUGAGCUGUGCCUGGGUCUUCAGACUCUGCAGGAACUCAAAUGCUGUGUGGACCUGAGCAGUAGAGUCCUAAAGCUCCAGGGCUCAGGGGAGGAGCUGCCUUUCCUGGAGCCGCCAUUGGUCAGCCAGUGCCAUCACCAAGACAGCAAUGAGAACCUGUGACGCUGGCGUGUCACAACCUCCCAGCCGUCCCACGCCCUCCUCUGAUUGGCUGGCGCUGAAAAAACAUAAUGCGGUCUGGGUCGGGACUGUCCAAUCAGUGUCUCGCACUGCCAGGAACAUGGUUGGCCACUCCAAUUCUCUUCAGUUUACACCAUUGUGUUUGUUUCUGUGGAAUUAAGACAUUACCAUGAUGUUACCCCUGUAUUGAAUUAGACUAGUUUAUGGAGCAGAUGGAGCUCAAGGAUUGGGACAAUUCUAUGUAACAAUCUUCAUAAUUAUGUACUUAAUCAAGGUGUUUUUUUAUCUGCCAGACAGUGCAUCAUUGUUCAAUGCACUCAUGGAAAAAAGGAAUCUAAAAGGGUUCUUUGACUGUCCCCUUAGGAGAACUCUUUCUGGUUCCAGGUGGAACUAUUUUGGGUUCCAUGUAGAAUCCUCUUUGUAAAGAGUUCUACAUUGAUCUAAAAAUAAAAAAUAAAAAACUGGAACCAAAAGGUUUCUACCUGGAACCAAAAAGGGUUCUACAAAAAGUUAUCCUAUGGGAACAGCCGAAGAACCCUUUUAGGUUCUAGAUUAGGUUCACCUUUUUUCCCCUAAGAGUGUACUGAAACAUACGGAGGAGUCAGACGAUGAUUAUCAUUUGAAAUGAACAUAUUGUGAUUUGGAGGUAUAAAAUAAUUUAAAGCCAUUGAUCAUCAAUUAAAUGCCCAAACUGUUUAAAAUCAAAAUCAGUUCAGCCUAGAGAAAAAAAAUGAUAUCUCCCUCACAUCCCUUUACAGAGAGAUAGUCUUCUAGAUGUCCUCUCACACGUGGUCAAGAGAAAGUGAGAGAAAAAACAGGUCUUAUGAAACCUUUGAAUCUGCCUGUUAAAAAAUCUAAUUGAGAGUCAGGACAGACAGGGAAUUCUGGAAGAGAUGUGAGGAGACUACUGCUAUUCCUGAACUAACUGCCUUCAGCCAAGUGAAGACUCUCUCUCUCAUUUAUUUUCCCAAAUGAAGAGUGCUCCUAAGAAUGUCACGAUGACCCACAUCAAAACUAGUUCUCAAUAAUUCCACUUAAAAUGUUAAGAGUCCUGGAGCUAGUUGUGUGUGUCAGACGGACAGCACAGCAAAAAGAUCCAAACAUUCCAUAAUUCCGCAUGAUUUUAGAAGUCUGCUUUUGUAUACGUCUGGAUGUUAGUGUUCCUGUGAGAGUGUGUCAGUGUGUGUGACUUGGAGAUGUGCGAGUGUGUGUACGUACUGGUAGAUGUGCGAGUGUGUGUACGUACUGGUAGAUGUGCACUUUGUGUGUGUGUGGGUGUGUUGGAUGCAUGUCAAUCAAGGGGCUUUUCUGUUUUGAUAUGGUUAGUGGCUAGUGUUUCACAUGGGAAAGAAAAAGGGAUGAGUUCUAUUUACUUCUCCUCCUCCUACUCCUCCCAGCUGCUCCUCCUCCUCCCAGCUCCUCCUCCUCCUCUUCCCACCUCCUACUACUCCUCCCAGCUCCUCCUACUCCUUCCAGCUCCAGUCAGAGGGAGCUGCCAAAACGGAGCUGACCCCAGCUGCCUUCCUUCCCUCGUCUUCUUCAGGGGACAUUAAUCACUCUGCUCUGAGGCUGCUCUCUGGGACAAGGCCCUCAUAGAUGUUUGUUUAAGCAUAUUCUCUCUCUCUCUCCCUUAAUUUUUUAUGUUCAGGAAACAAAUCUGCUUGGUACAUUUGACCUCUUCUCAUUUGGUACGUUAUUCACUUUGACAAGCCUUGCUUGCUGAUUUGGUAUUUUACUAGGACCGGUGCAGCAGCACAGAAUCAUCAUCAGGACCCUGCUUGUUGCCUGACUGACAGUUUCACACUACAGGGUCGACUACAGGGCCGAAACGUACUGUGCUGGCUUUAAUAUCGUAUUUUCUCAUUAUCCUUUACAGCACAGUUCCAGCUACUAUGGUGGAUACGUAACGAGUCUGUAGUGCCUUGCAUUCGGAGGCCGAGCAGUUGCCAUGCCAGGCAGUGAUGCUCUCGAUGGUGCAGCUGUAGAACCUUUUGAGGAUCUGAGGAUCCAUGGCAAAUCUUUUCAGUCUCCUGAGGGGGAAUAGGUUUUGUCGUGCCCGCUUCACGACUGUCAUGGUGUGCUUGGACCACGUUAGUUUGUUGGUGAUGUGGACGCCAAGGAACUUGAAGCUCUCAACCUGCUCCAUUGCAGCCCCGUCGAUGAGAAUGGGGGCGUGCUUGGUCCUCAAUUUCCUGUAGUCCACAAUCAUCUCCUUUGUCUUAAUCACGUUGAGGGAGAGGUUGUUGUCCUGGCACCACACGGCCAGGUCUCUGACCUCCUCCCUAUAGACUGUCUCAUUGUUGUCGGUGAUCAGGCCUACCACUGUUGUGUCAUCUUCAAAUUUAAUGAUGUUUUUGGAGUCAUGCCUGGCCGUGCAGUCAUGAGUGAACAGGGAGUACAGGAGGGGCACCUGAGGGGAGGAUCAGUGUGGCGGAUGUGUUGUUACCUACUCUUACCACCUGGGGGGCGGCCCGUCAGGAAGUUCAGGAUCCAGUUGCAGAGGGAGGUGUUUAGUCCCAGGGUCCUUAGCUUAUUGAUGAGCUUUGAGGGCACUAUGGUGUUGAACACUGAGCUGUGGUCAAUGAAUAGCAUUCUCACAUAGGUGUUCCCUUUGUCCAGGUGGGAAAGGGCAGUGUGGAGUGCAAUAGAGACUGCAUCAUCUGUAGAUCUGUUGGGGUGGUAUGCAAAUUGGAGUGGGUCAGGGUUUCUGGGAUGAUGGUGUUGAUGUGAGCCAUGACCAGCCUUUCAAAGCACUUCAUGGCUACAGAUGUGAGUGCUACGGGUCGGUAGUUAUUUAGGUAGGUUACCUUGGUGUUCUUUGGCACAGGCACUAUGAUGGUCUGCUUAAAACAUGUUGGUACUACAGACUCGGACAGGGAGGUUGAAAAUGUCAGUGAAGACACUUGAUAGUUGGUCAGCGCAUGCUCGCAGUACAUGUCUGGGUAAUCCGUCUGGCCCUGUUAUUUGCCUCGAAGUGAGCAUAGAAGUGGUUUAGCUCGUCCGGUAGGCUCGUGUCACUGGGAAGCUCUCUGCUGUGCUUCCCUUUGUAGUCUGUAAUGGAUUGCAGGCCCUGCCACAUAGAACGAGCGUCAGAGCCGGUGUAGUACGACUCGAUCUUAGUCCUGUAUUGAAGCUUUGCCUGUUUGAUGGUUCGUCGGCGAGCAUAGCGGGAUUUCUUAUAAACUUCCGGGUUAGAGUCCUGCUCCUUGAAAGUGGCAGUUCUAUCCUUUAGCUCAGUGCGAAUGUAGCCUGUAAACCCUGGUUUCUGGUUGGGGUAUGUACGUACGGUCACUGUGGGGACGACGUCAUCAAUGCACUUAUUGAUGAAGCCAGUGACUGAUGUGGUGUACUCCUCAAUGCCAUUGGAGCAAUCCCAGAACAUGUUCCAGUCUGUGAUAGCAAAACAGUCCUGCAGUUUAGCAUCUGCUUCAUCUGACCACUUUUUUUUAUCAAUCUAGUCACUGGUGCUUCCUGCUUGAAUUUUUGAAGGAAUCAGGAGGAUAGAUACAUUUUUCCUCUUCUCAUUCAUUCCACUUUUGCUGACGUACGUUAUUCACUUUGACAAGCCUUGCUUGCUGAUUUGGUAUUUUACUAGGACCGGCGCAGCGGCACAGAAUCAUCAUCAGGCCCCUGCUUGUUGCCUGACUGACAGUUUCACACUACAGGGUCGACUACAGGGCCGAAACGUACUGUGCUGGCUUGAAUAUCGUAUUUUCUCAUUAUCCUUUACAGCACAGUUCCAGCUACUAUGGUGGAUACGUAACGAGUCCAAUCCAGUACUGUACAGCUCGGCUUGGUUCAGUUUGACCCUAUGGUGUGAAUCAUGGUAUGUGAGAAAGCCAAAAGGCCACGCUAUAAUCUUCCCACUAACAUGCAUUACACUCUGCCUUGAUCCAUUCGCAUUGUUUGGACAAUCGAGAAGCGCUUCAGACGCCCUCAAAAAGGUCUUCAUACUCUGCUUUUACCAUCUGGACCUGUAUUCAAAGAGUCUCUGAGUACGGGUUUCCACUAGUUAGCACAGCCACAGUCAAGAUUGUCUAUAUCGGGAAAAAAAUUAAUGAAAACAAAAAUGAGCUUUUUGGUCUUAAUUCAAGGUUAGACAUACGUUUUGCAGUGUGUUUACGGUUAGAUAUAAAAAUUUGAUUUCAGGAAGAGACGUAGAACUAGGCUGGGUUUAUGACUUUGUGGCUGUGGUAACUAGUGACUACCCCGAGUAGGUGCUGAUAUCGGAUCAGUCAUGCCUUUCAGCUCAUAAUGGACGAUAUUACAUGGACCUGAUCCUAGAUCAGCACUCCAACUCGGACUUUAUGUGAAGAUGGGUCCUGGACAGUGCCAUGCUCUCAACUGUGUAACAAUAUCCAUCUGACCUCUAGCUCUUUCUAUGGAGGUCACCCACAAAUAAUUGCUAAUGUUUCGUACUAGUGUACUUCCUAAUAUGCUGUGCGAUGGUAAUCGACGUAUGAAAUACAUUUAUUUUUUGUGUUUUUUCUGAACAGUAUUUUCUCUGCCUAUUAAAAGAUGUAUUCUGGCUA
Molecule: messenger RNA, 6082 nt
Organism: Oncorhynchus kisutch (coho salmon)
Lineage: Eukaryota; Metazoa; Chordata; Actinopteri; Salmoniformes; Salmonidae
Gene: nrip2
Product: nuclear receptor interacting protein 2
Exons: 6
Coding region: 696-1532 (278 amino acids)
Biological process (GO): proteolysis
Molecular function (GO): aspartic-type endopeptidase activity
Source: RefSeq, a predicted model, not a curated record